Messenger RNA from Lactuca sativa (garden lettuce), 2961 nucleotides. RefSeq lists its product as uncharacterized. The record is from RefSeq and is a predicted model, not a curated record. Lineage: Eukaryota; Viridiplantae; Streptophyta; Magnoliopsida; Asterales; Asteraceae.
AUGGAGAUUCGGGAUCUCAUAAAAAACAUUGUAGAGGAUUCAAAGCAUACUAGUCAAGAUGAAGAUCGGUACACAGAUGCACCUCGAGGUGUAAAAGAGGUGCACACUCCUCAAAUUAAAGCUCAACUAUCUGAGUUGACUAAGGUGGUAACGAUUUUUGCUAAGGACAAAGGUGUGCAAUCCACACCCCGUCCCUGUGGCAUUUGCACUCAAGUGGGACACCCGACUGAUAUGUGUCCUCAAUUGCAAGAAGAAGAAUAUGAAGAAGCAAAUGUUAUAGGAGGCUAUUCCGGUCAUAAUCAAAGAACUUAUGAUCAGCCCCGAGGCAAUCAAGGGUGGAACAACAACCAAAGCAUGGGCUAUCAACAAAGACCACCACCCCAUUACCAAGCAAGGCCUCCAUUCCCACAACAAAAUUACCAACCGAGGCAACUACAACCUCUUCCUCUACAAGCCAGAUCCUUAAGUAUGUCCUUAGAAGACACAGUCAAAAGCCUUGCCACCAGCACCCAAAGUUUUCAGCAAGAGACCAAGGCAAGCAUCAAGAAUCUUGAGCAACAAAUGGCACAACUUGCUCAAUCAGUGAGCAAAAUGGAGAAUCAAGGAAAGCUACCUCCUCAAACUGAAAAGAACCCAAAGCACAAUGCUUGUGCAAUUAACUUGAGGAGUGGAAAGAAAUAUGACGGCCCAAAGAUGCCCGAAGAAGAAAGAGAGGAGUUGGUGAUAGAAGAACCACCAAAGAAGGAUGAAAAGAAAGAAGAAAUGGUGGAGAAAAAGAAGCCUGAAGAGAAAGAAGCAAAGAUCACACUACCACCUUUUCCAUCAAGAUUGAGCAACAACAAAAAAGAGAGAGAAGAUAGUGAAAUCAUGGCAAUGUUCCAGAAAGUUGAAGUCAACAUCCCUCUCUUAGAUGCGAUCAGACAGGUACCUAGAUAUGCUAAGUUCCUUAAGGAACUUUGCACAUCUAAAAAGAAGCUACGAGGUAAUGAGACAGUGAAAGUGAGUGAAAAUGUUUUUGCAGUUUUGCAGAAAAGGAUGCCCCCAAAGUGUAAGGAUCCAGGUGUUUUCACCGUUCCUUGCAAAUUGGGAAACUUGUAUGUCCCCCGUGCUAUGCUAGAUUUAGGAGCUUCAAUUAAUGUUUUACCAUAUUCUGUUUAUAAAUCUAUUGGCAUAGCCACUUUAACAAAAACAGGGGUAAUCAUCCAACUUGCAAACCGUUCUAUAGUACACCUAAAAGAUGUAUUAGAGGAUGUUUUGGUGCAAGUUAAUGAGCUUGUCUUUCCUACAGAUUUUUAUGUGCUUGAUAUGGGAGAUGAUGACCAUCCAUCCUCUAGUUCCAUACUUUUAGGUAGACCAUUCUUGAAAACAGCAAGAACAAAAUUUGAUGUCUACAAUGGUACAUUGUCCAUGGAAUUCGAUGGGGAGGUCAUCAACUUCAAUAUCUAUGAAGUAACGAGGUACCCAAGUGAUGUUCAUUGCAUAAAUUUUGUUGAUAUAAUCCAACCUUUGACUGAAAAGUGUUUUGAGUUGACUAACCAUGAUUUGUUGGAGUUAGUUUUGAGCAUGAAUUUUGAUAACAAUUCAGUCAAAGAGAUUGCAGAAAAUUUCAAGUUAGAUGAAGAGUUGCUGGAAAUUGUGGAGAGCAUGGAAGAAAAGAAGAAAAUGAGGUAUGAUAAUAGCAAUGUGAAAUUACCCAUUUCUAACACAAAACUUCUUCCUUCCGUUGUGCAGGCACCUAAGCUAGAAUUGAAGACUCUUCCAGAUCAUUCGAAGUAUGCGUACCUUGGGGAAGAGAAGAAUUUGCCUGUCAUUAUCUCCAACAAGCUGUCCAUUGCAGAAGAAGAUGAGUUGGUGACUUUGCUGAAAAAGUAUAAGAAAGCCAUUGGGUGGACAAUUGCUGACAUAAAAGGGUUGAGCCCUUCCCUGUGCAUGCAUAAGAUCCUCAUGGAGGAGGACUUCAAACCAACUCGAGAGGCACAGAGAAGACUGAAUCCACCCAUGAUGGAGGUGAUAAAGAAAGAAAUCAUGAAGCUUUUGGAUGUAGUUUUCGUGGAUGACUUCACAGUCUAUGGAAACUCCUUUGAUGAAUGUUUGAGCAAUCUAACAAAAAUUUUGCAAAGGUGCAUUGACACAGAUCUUGUGCUUAACUAUGAAAAAUGUCAUUUCAUGGUGGACAAAGGAUUGAUUCUAGGACAUAUUGUGUCCCGAAAAGGCUUGGAAGUUGACAAAGCCAAGAUAGAUGUUAUCAAAAGUCUUCCUUACCCGACAAAUGUUCGGGAACCAUGCAAGGAUACCUUCGAUCGUUUGAAGGAUUUACUCACCUCUGCUCCAAUCAUCCAACCACCUAAUUGGGAUCUCCCGUUUGAGAUCAUGUGUGACGCGAGCAACACGACUGUAGGGGCAGUAUUGGGUCAAAAGGUGGAUCGAGCACACCAUGUCAUCUAUUAUGCAUCAAAGACCCUUGAUGGUGCACAAUGCAACUACACCACAACAGAAAAAGAGUUGCUCGCUAUUGUUUUUGCGCUAGAGAAGUUCCGACAAUACCUCCUUGGAACUAAAGUGAUCAUAUAUUCGGACCAUGCAGCCAUAAAGCACUUACUUACCAAGAAAGAUUCGAAUCCGAGGUUAAUACGGUGGAUGCCGCUUUUGCAAGAGUUCGAUAUUGAGAUCAAAGAUAAGAGCGGGAAAGAGAACCUAGUCGCCGAUCAUUUGAGCCGAAUAGUUCCACCCGAAGAUGCGACUCCCAUCCAUGACACAUUCUCGGACGAGCACUUGUUUGCUAUCCAAACACCACCUUGGUAUGUUGAUAUAUGCAACUUCAUGGUCACGGGAAAGUUCCCACCCGACCUCACGAGGUCACAGAGAGAUAAAAUCAAGAAAGAUGCGAGAAGGUACAAAGGCCUUAAGAAUUCUUCCAAUGAAGGGAUUCCAAAAGGAUCUUAUGGGCUGCUUAGAGCCUAA